UGGUUUCGGAAAUGGGUUACACAAGAUCUUCUCUUCUGUUCCUGGCCUUUGUCUUGGCAUUAUUUUGUUCCACCAUUCACGGUUUGGACAUCACGAAAUUGUUGGGCCAAUACCCCGAAUAUGCCCAGUUCAACAAAUACCUCACCGAAACCAAGCUGGCGGAUCAAAUCAACAGCCUUAACGCCGUUACAGUCCUUGCCCUAGAUGACGCCGCGAUGGCGUCUCUCUCCGCCAAGCCGCAAGACGCCGUUAAAGCCAUCCUCAGCACCCACGUCCUCGUCAACUUCUACGAUGAGAAGAAGCUCAUGGAAGCCGAAGGAAGCCGCGCCAAGGUGGAAACCCUAUUCCAAUCCUCCGGCGUCGCCAAGCCCAACCAGGGUUACAUCUACGUGGCGCUCAUCAACGAGGGAGAGAUCGCGUUCGGUUCCGCCGCCGCUGCACCUAAUGCACCCUUCGAGGUCGUGUUGGUGAGGUCCGUGACGAGCCAACCCGACGCCGCUUCGAUUCUUCAGGUGAGCAAGCCCAUCGUUGCACCUGGCGUUGAGUCUGCAGCUUCUGCUACGGUGCCACUUGCAACCGCCGCCGUUGCCGAUAACAUUGCACAGUCACCUGCUGCUUUGGCACCCGCUCCCAGCAGCGCUUCUCGCGUCUGCAUGGAACUCGCUGGUGUGGCUUCUGCCAUCGCUUCCCUCGUCAUGCUCGCUCUCUAAAUGGCGACA
Messenger RNA from Glycine soja, 719 nucleotides. Its product is annotated as fasciclin-like arabinogalactan protein 10. The record is from RefSeq and is a predicted model, not a curated record. Gene Ontology annotation, cellular component: plasma membrane. The coding region runs from base 12 to 710 and encodes 232 amino acids. Lineage: Eukaryota; Viridiplantae; Streptophyta; Magnoliopsida; Fabales; Fabaceae. The transcript has a single exon.